CCUCUUCUCUCUUCAACGAUUCCAUGGCUUCUGAUCUAUCCCUCCUGCUUAUUGUUGCUCUCGUUGCAGCUUUGUCUUUCUCUCAAGCUUUAGCCCGUGAUCCAGGCGCCCUUCAAGACUUCUGUGUUGCAGACAGCAUGUCCAAAGUUAUUGUGAAUGGAUUCACUUGCAAGAAUCCAGAACUCGUUAAAGUUGAUGACUUCUUCUUGUCGGGCCUCAAUGUGCCUCGUAGCACCAUGAACAAAGUUACUUCCAAUGUGACGCUCAUAAAUGCAAAUAUAAUUCCCGGCCUCAACACUCUUGGCAUCUCCAUGGCUCGAGUGGACUAUGCCCCCCGCGGUCUCAAUCCUCCGCACAUCCACCCUCGUGCCACAGAGCUCCAAACAGUGUUGGAAGGCUCGCUCUAUGUUGGAUUCAUAACGUCCAAUCCCGAGAACAAGUUGGUGACCAAAGUGCUUAACAAGGGUGAUGUGUUCGUAUUCCCUCAAGGCCUAAUUCACUUCCAGUUCAAUCUUGGUCGGACGAGGGCUCUUGCGAUGUCAUUUCUAAGUAGCCAAAAUCCAGGACUAAUCACCAUCGCCAAUACUGUCUUUGGGUCAAAGCCAAACAUCUCGGAUGAUAUUCUUUCAAAGGCUUUCCAGGUGGAUAAGAAGACUAUCGAUUGGAUCCAAUCUCAGUUCUAGAAAACCAACGAAGGUUAAUAAUAUCAUAUCAAUAUUGUUGCUUAUUCAUUGCAUUUGUAUCUGCAAUAAUUCAUUCUUUGAUAUAUAUAUCCAUGUUUGUCAAUCUCCACAAAAGAUAAUUUAUAAU
Molecule: messenger RNA, 810 nt
Organism: Zingiber officinale
Lineage: Eukaryota; Viridiplantae; Streptophyta; Magnoliopsida; Zingiberales; Zingiberaceae
Product: putative germin-like protein 2-1
Exons: 2
Coding region: 24-683 (219 amino acids)
Cellular component (GO): cell wall
Molecular function (GO): manganese ion binding
Source: RefSeq, a predicted model, not a curated record